AGAGGCGGAUUAGAAGGGGUGGGGCGGAAGUGUCCCGAGCCGGAAGUGUCCCAAGAAGCCGUGAGGGGUCACGUGACGUGCGAACGAAGGCCUCGGUACACAUUCGCGCUUCACUGACAAGAUCCCUUGUGGUGGGAAGGACACCUCAUAGCCAAGAUGACGGACUCAAAGUACUUCACUACAACCAAGAAAGGAGAAAUAUUUGAACUCAAAGCUGAACUGAACAGUGACAAAAAGGAAAAGAAGAAGGAGGCAGUAAAGAAGGUCAUUGCCUCCAUGACAGUGGGCAAGGAUGUCAGUGCUUUGUUCCCAGAUGUGGUGAACUGCAUGCAAACAGACAACCUUGAGCUGAAGAAACUGGUCUACCUCUACUUGAUGAAUUAUGCCAAGAGCCAGCCAGAUAUGGCCAUCAUGGCUGUUAACACAUUUGUCAAGGACUGUGAAGACCCCAAUCCUCUGAUAAGGGCCCUUGCAGUGCGGACUAUGGGUUGUAUUCGCGUGGACAAGAUUACGGAGUAUCUCUGCGAGCCGCUGCGCAAGUGCCUGAAGGACGAGGACCCAUAUGUGAGGAAGACUGCAGCUGUGUGUGUUGCCAAGCUGCAUGACAUCAAUGCUCAGCUGGUGGAGGACCAGGGUUUCCUGGACACAUUGAAGGAUCUUAUUUCUGACUCCAAUCCUAUGGUGGUUGCCAAUGCAGUGGCUGCCCUCUCCGAGAUUGCAGAGUCUCACCCCAAUAGCAACCUACUGGACCUUAACCCACAGACCAUCAACAAGCUCCUGACUGCCCUCAACGAGUGCACAGAGUGGGGCCAAAUCUUCAUCCUCGACUGCCUAGCCAACUACACACCCCGGGAUGACCGUGAGUCCCAGAGUAUCUGCGAGCGGGUCACACCCCGCCUCUCCCACGCCAACUCAGCCGUAGUGUUGUCAGCUGUGAAGGUGCUGAUGAAGUUCAUGGAGAUGCUGCCCAAGGACCUGGACUACUAUGGCACAUUGCUGAAGAAGCUGGCACCUCCACUAGUCACGCUGCUGUCGGCUGAGCCCGAGCUGCAGUACGUGGCCUUGAGGAACAUCAACCUCAUUGUGCAGAAGCGUCCAGAGAUUCUGAAGCACGAAAUGAAGGUGUUCUUUGUCAAAUACAAUGACCCCAUCUACGUAAAGCUGGAGAAGCUUGACAUCAUGAUCCGGCUGGCCUCUCAGGCUAACAUUGCUCAGGUGCUUGCAGAGCUGAAAGAAUACGCCACAGAGGUGGACGUCGACUUUGUGCGGAAAGCGGUUCGUGCCAUUGGCCGCUGUGCCAUCAAAGUGGAGCAAUCUGCAGAGCGAUGUGUGAGCACCCUGCUGGACCUCAUCCAGACCAAGGUUAAUUACGUGGUGCAAGAGGCCAUCGUCGUCAUCAAGGACAUCUUCCGCAAGUACCCCAACAAGUAUGAGAGCGUCAUUGCCACAUUGUGCGAGAACCUGGACUCCCUGGAUGAGCCAGAGGCACGUGCUGCCAUGAUCUGGAUCGUGGGCGAGUAUGCAGAGCGCAUUGACAACGCCGACGAGCUGCUGGAGAGUUUCCUGGAGGGCUUCCAUGAUGAGAGCACGCAGGUGCAGCUGCAACUCCUGACAGCCAUCGUGAAGCUUUUCCUGAAAAAACCAACGGAGACACAGGAACUAGUGCAGCAAGUUCUCAGCCUGGCCACACAGGAUUCAGAUAACCCAGAUCUCCGGGACCGUGGCUACAUCUACUGGCGCCUGCUGUCUACUGACCCAGUGGCAGCCAAGGAGGUAGUGCUGGCAGAGAAGCCACUGAUUUCAGAGGAGACGGACCUAAUUGAGCCGACGCUCCUGGACGAGCUUAUCUGCCACAUUGGCUCUCUGGCUUCUGUCUACCACAAGCCCCCCAGUGCCUUUGUGGAAGGAAGCCGCGGUGUGCAACACAAAAGGCUUCCACCGCGCUCUGGCUCGGGCGAGAGCACAGAGAGUCCUGAAGGGGCCCACUCUGGAGGUGCUGCCAUCCCUGAGGCAGUUCCUGCAGUCAUCCCAUCCCAGGGGGACCUCCUGGGGGACCUGCUCAACCUGGACUUGGGCCCACCCACCACAGGGGUUGCUCCAGCCCCUACCUCAGCCAUGCAGAUGGGGGCCAUGGACCUGCUGGGUGGCGGUCUGGACAGCCUGAUGGGGGAUGAUUCAGAACCGCUUGGAGGAGAUAUUGGUGGAAGUCCAGCGAUAGGAGCUGGUUUUGGUGGCACUCCUGCAGUAAUGCCUGCCUCCUUGAAUGCGCCUGUUGGAGGUGGGCUUGGCGAUCUGUUUGACCUAGGUGGCGGAGUGGGUACGACCACCAGUGCCUACGUUGCCCCUAAAACUGUGUGGCUGCUUGCCAUGAAGGCCAAAGGCUUGGAGAUUGCUGGCACCUUUUCUCGCCGUGGGGGUGUCAUCCAUAUGGAGUUGUCCCUCACCAACAAAGCAAUGAGUGUCAUGACCGACUUUGCUAUCCAGUUCAACCGAAACAGUUUUGGGUUAGCCCCAGCGGGUCCCCUACAGGUCCUCACCCCCCUCAGCCCCAACCAGACUACAGAAGUGAGUCUGCCACUCAGCACAGUGGGGCCUGUGAUGAAGAUGGAACCUCUCAAUAACCUGCAGGUGGCUGUUAAGAACAACAUUGAUGUCUUUUACUUCAGCUGCCUGUACCCCAUCAGCAUCCUUUUUGUUGAGGAUGGCAAGAUGGAGCGCCAGGUGUUCCUGGCAACUUGGAAGGACAUCCCCAAUGAAAACGAGGCUCAAUUCCACAUUAAGGACUGCCACCUCAACUCAGAUGCAGCCAGCAGCAAGCUGCAGAGCAGCAACAUCUUCACUAUUGCAAAGCGCACAGUGGACAACCAGGACAUGCUUUAUCAGUCGAUCAAGCUCACUAAUGGCAUCUGGGUCCUGGCAGAACUGCGUCUCCAAGCUGGCAACUCCAACUACACUCUGUCCCUGAAGUGCAGGGCCCCUGAAGUGUCCCAGUGUGUGUUGCAGUGCUAUGAAACUGUGCUGAAGAACUGAUUUGGAAAGCAGACUGGGGGGUGGUAUGGGGUCCAUGGGGUGCGGAGGAGCCUCUUCUGUGUGUUGCCCCUGGCUGUGGGAUGAAACAGGACCGCCACAGCAGCCCUGCAUGUCUCUUAGCUACCUUCCACCUGGCCAGACCUCCCUUGGCUGCCCCCUUGCACCCAUCUCUUGUUCUUGAACAGCAGUGUUCUAGCAUAUCCCUAACCGUUGUGUUGAUAGCAUUCUUAAUCUGUACCUUCUGCUGUCUGUUUAGGGGACCUGAAAUUCUGCUCUCUGCCUUCUUUACCUUUGUAUUUUCUUAAUCCAGUCAGUCGCAUGUGGUUGUGAAGUUUCCUCUCCAUCUGUUUUCAAGUAGUGUUGGGAACUGAAGGAUAUGCAUAAGCAAACGUGGUAUCUCCAGAGUUUGCUCUGUACUCCUCUGUCAAGCUUGUUGAAAGGAACAAAGAGCUAAAGAUGUGGACCACUCUGUGGCUCCGUAUUUCUCUCCAGUUUCCUCACUUCACAUGAGGUAGUUUAUUAGUUUGGAGGCACCCUGGCGAAGCUGAAGUGGCUCUUUAAAAUCGCCACCAGUACUGGUCAACCACAACUCCCUUGAGUGAAGCUGCUCGAUGUUUUGUUACUGUCAUCUCAUUUAAAUUUAUUACAAAUAUGAAUGUUCUCUUUUGGCUACACUGUAACUCACAUUUUGCACAACUCUUGUCUUCGCUGUCAGUUUUUUUUUUUUUUACAGUUGUAAGGUCUAAAUUUUCAAUCUUGGCAGUGUUUAAAAUAAACUAGUUGCUCCCUCAUGUUUACUUUUUUAAAAAAACAAAUGGUUCGAUUCUGUCUUCUGAAUGGGAUCAGUCCACCUUGGCUGUGGUGAAGAAACAUCUCGUUGAUUUCUGCCUGCUCCGGUUCCCUAGAGUGCUCCAUGAGUGUGUUUUUGUGGUUUUUUGUUUUAGUUUUGUUAACACUUUGCUGUUUUUCUGUGGCUGUGUUAGUGUCAGUGUGGAACACUAUACCACGACUGAGGUUUGCCAGCAGUCCCACCCGUUCUAAGCCAUUCCAUUGUGUGCUCCUCAGUUAGCGUGUUUAUUCUCGACCUUUGUGUUCAGGGGAACACUCCUUUCAUGAGCUGUGUGUUCCAGAAAGGCAUGUGGGGUUGCUGUGGGCUUCUGAAGUUCUGCUCCCUCCACUGGGCUCUUCUCUGCUCCAUCCACAACGGGGCACAAGCAUCUAUGACACUUUGUUUCUUCCAAAGUCUUGACUUGUGCAUUGUCUGUAUUAAUCUGUUUUUGAGGGGACAAAAUUGAGAUCAGAAUUCUGGUUUUUGUAAGAUGGUACAUGCUGUGUUAAUAAAAGUUUGGGCUUGA
Molecule: messenger RNA, 4385 nt
Organism: Scleropages formosus (Asian bonytongue)
Lineage: Eukaryota; Metazoa; Chordata; Actinopteri; Osteoglossiformes; Osteoglossidae
Gene: ap1b1
Product: adaptor related protein complex 1 subunit beta 1
Exons: 23
Coding region: 157-3030 (957 amino acids)
Biological process (GO): intracellular protein transport; vesicle-mediated transport
Cellular component (GO): clathrin adaptor complex; membrane coat
Molecular function (GO): clathrin binding
Source: RefSeq, a predicted model, not a curated record